GCUGGCAAGCCCGUCCUUGGCAGCCCUUCCAAGUCUGGAGUCCCCGCCUUUCAGACGUCCUUCUCCAGCUUCUCUCAUAUCGUCGAUGCUUCUGGUAGUAUCAACUUCAAGGGCAAGGCGAGCAUAAAUGCCUCAGGUGUUAACUUUGUCAAUGGUGCCUCCUUCGCCGUUCGUAUGGAAGACUUCGAACAGUUAGAAGAGCUCGGUAGAGGAAACUAUGGAACUGUGAAGCGGGUGCUCCACAUGCCAACCAACGUUGAGAUGGCCAUGAAGCAAAUUCGCGUCGAACUCGAAUCCGCAAAGUUCAAGACGAUCGAAAUGGAACUGGAGAUUCUUCAUCGCGCCGUUGCCCCUUCCAUUAUUGGUUUCUUUGGCGCCUUCUACGACGAAGGAUGCGUGCAUUACUGCGUCGAAUACAUGGAUGCCGGCAGUCUUGAUACGCUUACCGCUUUUGAUAUCGAUGAGCGAUUCGAGCUAUCGGGCGAGUCAUUGACAUGGGAGGGUCUUCCCGAAGAGGUUCUAGCCCGGAUCGUGGGUAGCACGGUUCGCGGUUUGAAGUUCCUGAAAGACGAACUGGAGGUUAUCCACCGUGACGUGAAGCCUACCAACAUAUUGGCUAAUACCAAGGGGGAAAUCAAGUUGUGUGACUUUGGCGUGUCUGGUCAGUUGCAGAAGUCACUCGCUUUGACCGUAGUGGGCUGUCAGACCUACAUGGCUCCUGAACGAAUUGAGAGUGGCCUCCAGCCCGGAAAUGUCGCCUACGGUGUAUCUUCUGAUGUGUGGUCACUGGGGCUUUCAACGCUCGAGAUAGCUAUGGGUAAAUAUCCUUAUCCAGUCGACAGCAGAGGAAGUGCUAUGGCCUAUAUGACUGCCUUGAUCAACGGUGAUGUGCCUGCACUACCGGAGAGAUACAGCUCGGUCGCCCGAGCGUGGGUUUCAAGAUGUUUGGUCACCAACCCAGACGAACGGGCGAACUAUGCCGAACUACUGGCUCAUCCUUUUCUUGCAGAGGAGAAGAGCAAGGAUGUUGAUAUGAUUGGAUGGGUAGCAACUGCCUUAAAGUUCAAGGCAGCUAAGGCC
Messenger RNA from Desarmillaria tabescens, 1080 nucleotides. Its product is annotated as kinase-like domain-containing protein. Gene Ontology annotation, biological process: cellular hyperosmotic response; MAPK cascade; protein phosphorylation. The record is from RefSeq and is a predicted model, not a curated record. Lineage: Eukaryota; Fungi; Basidiomycota; Agaricomycetes; Agaricales; Physalacriaceae. The annotation marks the transcript as partial. The transcript is spliced from 6 exons. Gene Ontology annotation, molecular function: ATP binding; MAP kinase kinase activity.